AUGGUCGCCACGACUGCCUGUACAUGGAGAAGUAGAAAAUCCCCCCCUUCCCCCCCGUCCUUCUCCGCGUUUGUUCUUUUCGUUUUCUGUCAACUAUCCCUUCCUCUCAACCGUGUCAGGCCAAACACCGAGAGAACCACCGGGAAUACACCUGAUCUCGCCUGGUGUACAGAUCUAACUGGAAACCUGUUCCGUGCUUGCUAUCUCGAUCAAUCCCUUCUUAGUUCGCCCAGCAUGGCGCCGCCUAAAUUUGCUGGCAUGUCGGGGAAGCCCCUGUCCCUGACUGUGUCUACCGUUGCUACUAUGGGUUUCUUGCUGUUCGGUUAUGACCGUAUGUACCAUCCAGUAUCCUAG
Aspergillus melleus is the source of this 354-nucleotide messenger RNA. RefSeq lists its product as uncharacterized. The record is from RefSeq and is a predicted model, not a curated record. Bases 1 to 354 code for a protein of 117 amino acids. The transcript has a single exon. Lineage: Eukaryota; Fungi; Ascomycota; Eurotiomycetes; Eurotiales; Aspergillaceae.